ACAAUUGACAAGUGUUUGGUAAAAAACAAAAAUUCCUAAGGUGUUGCUAAUAAGGAGGAACACCACAUUUUUACAGUUUUUUUGAUGAAUAAUAAUCGAAUUAUUUUUCACUCGAAAUGAACAGUACGAACAUUUUUCUCACGAAACCAGCGUUACUGUUAUCCAGUUAUCACAUAUUAGGGUCAUUAUGCAAAAGACUCAGCAGUACUAGUAAUAUAUCGGAAGAGAUCAUCCGACAAAACAAUUUAUUCGACAUUGAGCACAAAAAGCAGAAAGAAGCGAUAGGACGUAUUGAAAAAAUUGAAGUUAAUUAUGAGGGCCCCUCUGAAACUGCGACUUUAGUCAUGAAUAAACACAUUUCAACGCCUUAUGAUUGCGCAAGACAUCUUGGUGAAAAAAUAGCAGAACAAUCAGCUGUGGCAUUGCUAAAUAAUGAUACUCUUUGGCAUAUGCAUAAGCCUUUGCCUGACUCGUGCAAAUUGCGAUUUUUGCACUACAAGGUUGCCCAACCAGCGUCAGUUAAUAAAAUUUUCUGGCGUACUUGUAGUUUUAUACUGGGGGCUGUAGCCAGUAAUAGUUUUAAAGAUAACCUAAAAGUGCAGUUGCACAGCUUUCCUAGCCCCAAUGUGAAAUCUGGAAGUUUUGUUUAUGAUGUACAACUGCCUCUAGACAACUGGCAACCGACACAGAACGAACUCAAAGUUUUAUCAAUUGAAAUGAUUAAAUUUUGCCAACAAAAUCAUCCCAUUCAUUGCAUGGAUGUCUCCCAGGAACUCGCUCUAGAUUUGUUCAGGAAUAACACUCACAAAUAUCAACAAAUUCCAAAUAUUGCUGCCAAUCAUAACGGAAAAGUGACACUGUUCAGAGCAGGGCAUCAUAUCGACAUUUCAAGGGGGCCCAUGGUAGCAAACACCAGUCAUUUCGGACGCAUCACUGUGGCUAAUGUUAUUAAACUGGACACUGACAUACCAGGGGGGCCCAUUUAUAGGUUUCAAGGGGUCGCAUUACCUAGAUCUAUUGUUAUGAAUCAUUUUGCGUAUAGUUUGCUCGAGGAAAGAGCGCGACAAUUGAAUCCUGCACGAAUUCCAGGAACUGUUGAGAAUUUUGAUGAGGAUAAUAGUUUCGUAGCUCACGUUACCGCCUAAUAAGAUAUUUUUAAAUAAAUAAUGCUGUAAUAAGGAG
This is a messenger RNA of Tribolium madens (black flour beetle), 1182 nucleotides long. RefSeq names its product 39S ribosomal protein L39, mitochondrial (gene mRpL39). Gene Ontology annotation, molecular function: nucleotide binding; threonine-tRNA ligase activity. The record is from RefSeq and is a predicted model, not a curated record. Gene Ontology annotation, cellular component: mitochondrion. Bases 117 to 1145 code for a protein of 342 amino acids. Gene Ontology annotation, biological process: threonyl-tRNA aminoacylation. The transcript has 4 exons. Lineage: Eukaryota; Metazoa; Arthropoda; Insecta; Coleoptera; Tenebrionidae.